AUGAAAAGGGACAGCAGCGUCUCUAUGGACGAUAAUGGCAGUUCACGUAUAGUGGGCGGUGAAAAAACUCCUCCAGGAUUUGGAAAGUUCGGUGUAUCACUUCAAAGUAACAUUGGGCGUCAUGUAUGUGGUGGUGCUAUUAUAUCACAUAAACACUUAGCAACUGCCGCACACUGCGUAAAGGGAGCAAACCCUAAACAUAUAAAUGUUGUUGUCGGUACGACGAACUUGGAUGAAAGAGGAUUACAAUAUGACGUAGAAUCGGUACAUGUUCAUGAUCUGUAUAACUCCACCCUUAAAAUAAACGAUAUCGCAGUUAUUACAAUAAAAGGUUUAUUCGAUUUAGAAAAGGUAGAAGUGAUUAGACUUGAUGAAAAUGAAUUGAAGGAUGGAGAAAUUGUAUUAUUAACAGGUUUCGGAGCUCAAGAGCCUAAUGGAGAGUCGACUCGGAGAAUGCACGCUUUGAAUUUAACAGUAUUUGAACAGGAUGUUUGCCGUUACGCAAUGCGUAACACACGAGAUGUUUACGACUGUAUGUUUUGCACAUUUACAAAAAUGGGACAAGGAACUUGCCACGGUGAUUCAGGGGGACCAUUAACGAAGGAUAACAAAUUGGUUGGAAUUGUUUCAUGGGGCAUUCCUUGUGCUGUAGGUUUCCCGGAUAUACACACAAGAAUAUCAUCACACAUUUCAUGGAUUCGUAGCAUUAUAGAUAGAAAAGUUUGUAAUUAUUGCAAUUACAAAAAAAAGAAGCUCUAUAAUUAAUAAAACUGUUAUAUGAGUAUAUAAAUCGUUUCACACCAGCUUUGGAAUAUUGAAAAAAUAACGAUUUACUUUUUAAGGCUGUUGUUUAUUAUUUACUUUUACCUGCUUAUCAUAAAGAUAUUUUUGUAUAAAGUUCUUGAUACUAUUUUUACGUAUCUGCAAAAUAAAUAUUUUAGUUUAGUCA
Messenger RNA from Melitaea cinxia (Glanville fritillary), 949 nucleotides. RefSeq names its product chymotrypsin-1-like. Gene Ontology annotation, biological process: proteolysis. NCBI's taxonomy places the organism in Eukaryota, Metazoa, Arthropoda, Insecta, Lepidoptera, Nymphalidae. The record is from RefSeq and is a predicted model, not a curated record. Gene Ontology annotation, molecular function: serine-type endopeptidase activity. The transcript is spliced from 5 exons. Bases 1 to 765 code for a protein of 254 amino acids.